GAGCUUUUCCCUUGGUUUAUUAUGAAACGUUGAUGACAUAAUCUAUUGACAUAUUUCCCGAUUCGUCAUGUGGUGUGUACCGUAUCUCAGAUCUCUAUUUACUAGUUCAACCUUCAAAAACUCAUCUCAUCUGAAAUACAAAGAAAGUUAUAUCAUAUUUUAAGGGUUUCAAUAGAGCUAAACACGUCCUCGUCAAUAAGAAAACCAGUGUGAACAAGGUUAUGUCAGUUCCCCAGCCGCCUUUUAGGGUUAGAACAAUUUAUUCCUGGAGUGGUGUUGAAGAAGAUGAUCUUGGUUUCAUUGAAGGUGAUAUAAUAGAAGUUGAUAGUUUAGGUGAUGGUAAUUGGUGGCAUGGAAGGCUGAAGAGAAACAAAAUGACUGGAAGUUUUCCUUCAAACUAUGUUGAACUGAUCAAGACAGAUUUGAAGAACUUCAGUCCAUCGAUUAGAGCAAAGAAUAGCAGUCAAGAGAGUUCACCAAUUAGAGAAGUUCAAGCUAGUGUGCGUCAAACUCCUACUACUUCAAGAAUUGCCUCACCAUACUCAAGUCCAAGCGCAAAAGCAUCAGUCCUGUCUCAGAGAGCUUCAAGACAUCCAUAUAUUGCAUCGUAUCCUGAGAAUGAAGAAGUUGAUGAUCUUCAAUUCAGUUUCCAAUCUUCUAGAAAUUAUUACACACCUUCACAAAACACGUCAAACACGUAUAACCCACAGAGUCCUUAUCCUACUGAGCAAACUCACCUUUCAUCACAAAGAUCCUCACAACAACACCUGCCCCAUUCAUAUUCGGUUCCAGUUAGGUUAGAACAACAACAGGGUUAUGUCGAUAAGAUUAAUCCUCAUACUCUUCAAUCACCAAUUCAUAAUUCAUCAAGCACAACAAGACUACAGAUGUAUGCCUCACCUCCUCCUCCAUUACCACAGCAUUCAGUUCCAGUGAAAUCACAGUCUAGUCAAAACCUCAAAUCGUUUGACCCAUUUGCCCCAGGAAAUCCAUACAGUAAGAAUGAUUAUUCCAGCAGAAAGUCAGCACUCUUAAAACAAGCAGCUCAUAAGAACAUGAGGGAUUCACAAUCAACCGAUUUUGUUGCUCCAUAUGAUCCAGAUAGUUUAAAUCAAUCACGUUCCUCAACUUCACAAUCAUCAAAUGUUUUCAGUUAUUCGAAUGGUUCAUAUUUCACAAAUUCAUCAAACUCACACAAUAGUUCAUAUGCAUUGAGUGAUUUCAGUGCAACUAGUGCUGGUAGUUUUGCCAGACAUAGAUAUGAAGAACAAUUGAAACAAAAAGAAAACCUUCAGUCCAGUGGAUCUGGUAGUCAUUUGUUGGUUGAAGAUAGAAAAUUGAAAAAACCAAGUGGAAUCUUCAAAAAAAUGUUCUCUGCAAAAGAUGUUCCACCUUUGCCAUCUGUUGAAAAUUUGACUUCAAAAGUUGAUGGUAUGAAUAUGGAAGAUAAAGAAAUCAAUUCAUGGAUAGAAUUAAAAGUUGAUUUGAACAGAGCAAAUUCUUUGGGCUCCAAAGAACGUCAGUUGAGAGAAAAACGAGUGAGAGAAAAUGAAGGUUAUAUCAUUUUUGAACCACAUAAACAAUUAUCUAAUAUCAAUAAUAAUGAAGUCUAUCAAACUGAACAAAAAUUUGACCUACAUGCCUUUAAUUUGAAACAUGUUGAUAACUAUGUUAGAAACUUGCAGAUCAAACAAACUGUUCUUUCACCAGAAGCAUUCAUCACAAAUGAGCUAGGUUUGAAAUACACUAGUAAAUUGGAGUAUUUAAGAGCUCUAUUCAUUUUUUGUACAGAACAUUUUACCAUUAUUGAUAGUGCAUAUUCAAAUGAAGAGUACAUUCCAAAUGUUGAGUUGAUUUUCAAACAGAGAGGUGCGGAUACUUAUGGUAUGGCUUUUCUAUUCAAGUGCUUAGCAGAUUCAAUGGGCUUAAACUGUGAUAUCAUAGUUGGUUCUUUAAAAACUCCACAAUCUAUCGUGAAACACUAUUGGAAUGCUAUUGUUAUAAAUGGUGAAUGGAGGUUUAUUGAUGUGUCAUUGGGUAACUUGACAAAUCCAGUUUACGAAAUUUUAGCAAAUCAACCAGAUGAACCUAAUGAAUCAUUUUAUUUCUUGACAGAGCCAUUGGAUCUAAUUUAUACUCAAAUUCCAGAUAGAUUUGAAGAUCAGCACAUUGUUCCACCAAUUGAUCAAAUGGUAGCGUUAGCAUUACCACCUUGCUUCCCUUCAUUUUUCAAAAAUGGUUUAAAGAUUCAAAAGUUCAGUAAUGCGUUGACAAGAUUAAAAGAUUUUGAGAUUUUUGAAAUUGAUCUAAAGAUUCCGAAAGAUAUUGAAAUUAAUGCAGUGGUUCAAACAAAAACUUCGCUCACAAACACUCUUGCACAAGUUUAUUGGAAGCAUAAUGAAAGAUAUUGUAAGAUCAAAGGGCACCUACCUGAAAACAACCCAACUGGUUUCAUCAACAUUUAUUCAGGUUUAAAAGGUACUCAAAAAUCAAUUCAAAACAUCCAUCCUUUAUCUAUGGUUAUCCCAGUGGUACAUGAAGGUGAGUAUAGGCCACUAGACUUUGUGAUUAGAUAUCCAACAGUUCCAGCACAGCUGAAUGAUUUAUACAUUAAACAACCACAAAAUAGAAACCUAUCCUGCAGGGGUGAAUAUGUCUUUAGUGUUUCACAGUAUCCAUCCAAUGGAUUAGCAAGUCCACCAGCAAGAACCAAAAUAGCACUUCAAUCCCCAUCAGGAAAGAUAACAAGAUUCAUCAAAAAAGAUCAAAGCACACCAUUUGGUUUAUGGGAGCUACCUGUGAAAUGUAAUGAAAUUGGAACCUGGAGAGGUUUGGUUUCUGUUGAUAAUGGAACUAGUCUUUGCGUUUUUGCUGAAUGGUCAUGCCAUUAAUCAUUAGAACAUAAAACAACAACA
Molecule: messenger RNA, 2915 nt
Organism: Hansenula anomala
Lineage: Eukaryota; Fungi; Ascomycota; Saccharomycetes; Phaffomycetales; Wickerhamomycetaceae
Gene: CYK3
Product: Cyk3p
Exons: 1
Molecular function (GO): protein binding
Source: RefSeq, a predicted model, not a curated record